ACUUCGUACAACUAAUAAAUACUAAUUCCAUGGAAUCUUCAUAUCAAAAACCUUGACUUGACCUUUCGUGCACAAACAUAAAUGAUAAAACUGAACAAAACUUGACAUCUUAAGUCGAGUAUUCUUCGUCUUCAAAUACAGUUGAGAUGUGUAUUUGUACUAAUGAAAUAAAUAUGUAAUAUUCGUAAUAUUGAUCCAAUUAAAUUUUUACUCGAAAAGUAAAUAAUUUAUUUACUUACUGAAUUUAUAUAUUUAAUGACAUAAAAUUCAGUUUAUUAUUUAUUAUCUUCUAUAUUGGCUACAUAUAGUGCAAAUUUAAUAAUCUAGCUACAUAAAAUGGUGCGGUUGACGAAGGAACAGAAGGAGUUUUAUAAGAAGAAUGGUUACAUCCUUCUGAAGAACUUGGUGUGCGAUGAAGAGUUAGACCGGAUAUCGGAGGAAUAUGACGAACUGUUCCAAAGGAAGAACCAGGAGAAGAUGGAGAGCUCCUGGGUGGGAAGCGACGCCAAUGACAGGAAGAGCGACAGUGCGUUUACGGUAAAAGGCAUCCAUAACUUACAAUACCAUAGUGCAUUGUUUGGGGAGUUUUUGUUCAACAAGAGCCUUCUGGACGCCUUGGAAGAUAUUAUGGAAACGAAGAACAUAGUACUGCAUCACACUAAGGCGCAUUACAAGCCGCCCGAAAAAGGGGCUGCCUAUCCGAUGCACCAGGACUAUCAUUAUUUUCCGUAUAAGAAUGACUCCAUGGUCGCAGCGUUUCUGCACCUAGAUGCAGCUAAUCCGGACAAUGGGGGGUUGUUCGUGUACCCAGGCUCUCACAAGCUGGGGCCUUUGGAAGACUUUGGAGCCAAGGAGGGGGAAUUCCAUUUCGUUGACCAGACAAAAUUCCCCCUAGAAAAGGCGACGCCCGUGAUCGCAGAAAGGGGAGAUGUGGUGGUUUUCUCUUAUUUACUGGUGCACGGCAGCUCCGUGAACAACUCGAGCAAUCGCCGUCGGAUGCUGCUGGCGCAGCUGGCCGACGCCCAGGACUCGCCGCUCGGGGCGCAGCCGGCGCGGCCCGGCCAGGGCUGGCUGCUGCGCGGCCGCAAUAUCGACAGGGAUGCCAGCAUCGCCAACAGAAAUUGUCGAAUUACUUUUGCCUGGUGCUUAGAGCUUGCCGAUUGUGGGUAAUGAACCUGCAGGGUGAUUCGAGAUCGAGAGAAGCCUUGAUGACCCUUUUUGCGAGUCGCGCCGCCAUUCGCCCGCAGGAAAUGAGAAUUAUGGACAGUCGCAUUCACACGAUAAUGUGGAAAUUCAUUUUACAUUCCUUAACUUUUAUAGGUGAAUAAUGUAAUUUAACAUUUACUGAUUUAUGUCUGAACUAAAUGU
Plodia interpunctella (Indianmeal moth) is the source of this 1368-nucleotide messenger RNA. Its product is annotated as phytanoyl-CoA dioxygenase, peroxisomal-like. Gene Ontology annotation, biological process: fatty acid alpha-oxidation. Gene Ontology annotation, molecular function: phytanoyl-CoA dioxygenase activity. Bases 337 to 1170 code for a protein of 277 amino acids. The record is from RefSeq and is a predicted model, not a curated record. NCBI's taxonomy places the organism in Eukaryota, Metazoa, Arthropoda, Insecta, Lepidoptera, Pyralidae. The transcript has 5 exons.